Messenger RNA from Capronia epimyces CBS 606.96, 1059 nucleotides. RefSeq lists its product as uncharacterized. The record is from RefSeq and is a predicted model, not a curated record. NCBI's taxonomy places the organism in Eukaryota, Fungi, Ascomycota, Eurotiomycetes, Chaetothyriales, Herpotrichiellaceae. Gene Ontology annotation, cellular component: cytosol; Golgi cisterna; trans-Golgi network. Gene Ontology annotation, molecular function: phosphatidylinositol-4-phosphate binding. The transcript has 4 exons. Gene Ontology annotation, biological process: retrograde vesicle-mediated transport, Golgi to endoplasmic reticulum; Golgi vesicle budding; Golgi to plasma membrane protein transport. The coding region runs from base 1 to 1059 and encodes 352 amino acids.
AUGGCCUCUCAAGGAGGCCUCACGCGGAGGCGUGGAGCCGGGGGAGUUACCUCACCGACCGGAGACGAAGAGUCGUCGAGCCGUGUCACAUCCCCUGCGCCUAAACCGUUCAAUGACCGCUCCCCCGAAACUGCGUACGAGAAUGGAGAAAAUGGCCACAAGAUCGCUUACGACCCAAGAGAUAUCAGCGAGAGUCAGGAGCGGAGUAAACAACCAAAGCUGACCCUGAUGGAGGAAAUCUUACUACUGGGCUUGAAGGAUAAGCAGGGCUAUCUGUCAUUCUGGAACGACAAUAUAUCAUAUGCCCUGCGAGGGUGCAUCGUCAUUGAACUGGCAUUCAGAGGUCGCAUCAGUAUGCAAAACGACCCCGCCCGAAGACGAUUCCCACUCGCCGACCGGAUCAUCGAAGUAAUAGACGACACCUUGACCGGAGAAGUCUUGUUGGAUGAAGCGCUGAAAAUGAUGAAAUCCAGCGAGAAGAUGAGCGUAAGCUCGUGGAUCGACCUCAUGAGUGGGGAAACAUGGAAUCUGAUGAAAAUUGGCUACCAAUUGAAACAAGUGCGUGAACGACUGGCCAAAGGUCUUGUGGACAAAGGCAUCCUGCGCACUGAGAAACGCAACUUCCUCCUCUUCGAUAUGGCCACCCACCCGGUCGUGGAUUCUGGCGCCAAAGACGAGAUCCGAAAGCGCGUCCGCAGUAUUUGCUCCAGCCGCACCGUCGUUCUCCCUCCCUCACAAUUUCUCCCCGCCGAACUCGAGUUCAGGAUGCUUCGCACCAUCAGUAUGGUAUGCGCGGCUUAUGCAGCGAAUGUGCUUGAAAACGCCCUGGUGACUAUGGGCCAUGAGGCGAGAGAGAGGGCGUUUGCUCAAGUGGAUGAGCUGCUUGCAGAAUACAGUCAAUGGCCUUUUGCCAGGAGAGCGGGCGGAGGACAGGGUAUCGGGGCCAACAUCGGCCAGGUCAUUGCCGACGAGGUGGAGAGAAAUAAGGAGAAGGAAUUGCAACUCGAGGUGGUCGCGGCAUGUUUGAGCGUUUUCACCAGACUGGAUUCUUUACUAUGA